Anopheles nili is the source of this 1938-nucleotide messenger RNA. RefSeq names its product trichohyalin-like. The transcript has a single exon. The coding region runs from base 1 to 1938 and encodes 645 amino acids. Lineage: Eukaryota; Metazoa; Arthropoda; Insecta; Diptera; Culicidae. The record is from RefSeq and is a predicted model, not a curated record.
AUGAGUGCAGGAUACGUGACGAUGGCGAAACGUGGAACCAUUUUCAUGGUCGUCUGCAUCGGGUUGGUGGCGAGUGUGCGGUGUGUGGCCUCGUUGGCUCACGAAGGACGUGCUCUGGUGGCGGAAACGUGCACCGAUGACGUUGGUGAACGGCAGCAUUAUUCUGAUCGGCGUAUCGAUCGAUUGGAUCAGGAUCAGGAACAACGGCUGCUGCUGUUUAACCGGGUGGUGCAAACUCGGCGGGGUGACGAGUGGCUCGGGAAGGCUGACCACGGUGACCGAGUUGGCCGUGUAGUCCUGAACGAGCGCGAGCGUCGUGACGUUGAGCGGGUGGAACGUCACGAGGAUGAGGAUCGUGUCCGUGUUGAGAUGGCUGAAGGACGAGCAAGGAAUAUGGUAGCUCGUCAAGCGGACGAACGGCGUGAGCUGGAACGUAGGGAAAGAGGCGAAGCUGAACACAGUGAGACUCGUGACCGUUUCGAGGAACGCCGUGAGGAACGUCGUGAGGAACGUCGAGAAGAACGCGAGGAACGCCUGCAAAAUCGAAUGGAACGACGUGAGGAUCGUGCGGAACGUCGUGAUGAACGAGAGAAUCGUUUCCAAGAGCGAAUGGAACGAGCAGAACGAGCGGAUCGCCGUACUGAGCGAAACGAACGGCUUCAGGAUCAAAGGAAUCGAGCGGAACGCCGUUUGGAACGAGACGAUCGGCGUGAGGAUCGCGAGGAACGUCGUGAGGACAGUGUGGAGCGUCGCAAUGCACGAGAGGAACGAUCUGGAGAGCUAGUGGAUCGAGCUGAACGACGUGAGGAGCGGUUGGAACGUGCCGAGCGUCUCAACGAACGACAAAACGAGCGAGAAGAACGUUCCGAAGAGCGAAUGAAUCGAGAGGAACGGCGUGAGGAUCGAACUGAACGACUCUUCGAACGAGCUGAACGGCGUGAGGGUGAUGAAGAACGCCGCCUGGAACGAGAGGAACGUCGCAAUGAGCGAGAGGAUCGCCUCCAAGAUCGAGUGGAACGAGAGGAUCGCCGUGAAGAGCGUCGUACCGAACAAGAGGAGCGAUCGGAAGGUCGAUUGAAUCGAGCUGAACGACGCGAGGAACGAGCAGAUCGUCAAAACGAUCUCCAGGAACGUCUCGAAGAUCGACUGGAUCGCGAGGAACGUCGCAAUGCACGAGAGGAACGCUCAGAAAAUCGUGCAACUCGAGCUGAACGGCGACAGAAUAAUAUGGAACGAGAGAAUCGACUAGAGGAACGACUCCCAGAACGAAUGGAUCGUCGCUUGGAACGUGCAGAGCGACGUGAAGAUGGUGUGCAACGUCGAGAUGAACGAUCGGAACGUCGCAUGGAACGAGCUGAGCGUCGAGAAGAAGUCGAGGAACGUCGUGUUGAUCGGGCAGAGCGCCGUGACAACCCAGCGGAGCGUCGCAACGACCGAGAAGAACGCAGAGAAGUUCGCGAACGCCGUGAGGUGCGAAUGGAUCGAGAUGAACGCCGUCAGGAACGGGAAGAACGUCGCGAGGAUCGUUCAGAACGCCGCCAGGAACGUGAAGAACGUCGCGAGGAUCGUUACGAACGUCGUCAGGAACGGGAGGAACGUCGUGAAGAACUGGAACGAUCUUCUGAAGCCACUCGCCGUGAGCAAUCUGAGCGACGCUUCGAACAGGAUCGCCAUGAAGGUGUACUACGGCGCACUGCUGAAAAGCGAAUUGUUGAAUCGGAUCUCGUUCGCUACAUGGACGGUGGAGUGAAGAUGGCUGCCUUCGAGCAGGAGAACGCCUUCCUUUACCAGCUCAUCCAAACGGCUGCACUGGUCGGUGUUGCCAGCUAUUGGUUGCUCAAAGGCACAGGAGGUGAUGGCGAGUUGACCAAGAAGAACCCAACUUCGCCAUCUGUGGUGGCCAAGGUCGGCAAACUGCUUGGCUUCGGGCAGGAGUAG